Molecule: messenger RNA, 309 nt
Organism: Nipponia nippon (crested ibis)
Lineage: Eukaryota; Metazoa; Chordata; Aves; Pelecaniformes; Threskiornithidae
Source: RefSeq, a predicted model, not a curated record
AUGUCCCUCCAAGCAGAGAGGGCCGCGGAGGGUACAGCUCUCGGCGGCGUCCUGGGCCAGGGCCAGGCUUCCCUCUCUCCUUCCCAGUUCCUGAGGCGGCAGCAGGUCCUGCAGCUGUACAGGAGGAUCCUGCGGGCCAUUCGCCACGUCCCCGCUGAGGCCGAUCGCCGCUAUCUGCAGGAGUGGGCCAGGGAGGAAUUCAGGAGGAAUAAAGACGCUACGGAAGAGGAUGCAAUCAGGAUGAUGAUUACUCAGGGCAACAUGCAGCUUCAGGAGCUUCAAAGAACACUUAAGCUGGCAAAAUCCUGA